Labeo rohita (rohu) is the source of this 2881-nucleotide messenger RNA. RefSeq names its product integrin, beta 7 (gene itgb7). Gene Ontology annotation, cellular component: integrin complex; cell surface; focal adhesion. Gene Ontology annotation, biological process: integrin-mediated signaling pathway; cell-matrix adhesion; cell adhesion mediated by integrin. The record is from RefSeq and is a predicted model, not a curated record. NCBI's taxonomy places the organism in Eukaryota, Metazoa, Chordata, Actinopteri, Cypriniformes, Cyprinidae. Gene Ontology annotation, molecular function: integrin binding.
CGUACUAGGUUUUGAGACACAGACACGCCAGUGAAAGCGAUGAUGACGCCUCCAGUGACGCUUUGAAUGAGCUUUUACACGCUCCGCACGACAUCUCCCAUUUAAGAUGAAGGCUGUUUUGAUAGCUGCGACAGUUCUUUUUCACUGUUUGGGUCAGAGGUGUAUCCUUGGGCAGGAACCGCUUUGCCAAUCUCACUCAUCAUGUUCUGAAUGUAUAAGGAGUCCUAGCUGUGCGUGGUGCACACAGACAGACUUCCUGAAACCAGGUGAGUCAAAUGAACGGCGAUGUGAUUCUGUCGAGUCUCUGAAGAACAGGAAAUGUAAAGCGGAUCAUGUGAUCAACCCUGUAAAACAUCCUUUGACCAAUGUGAAAAACAGUGACCUUAGCGACGAUGUUCACAACGUGGUCCAACUCAAACCUCAGAAUGUCAACAUUACACUCAGAGUUGGAGUUCCAUUUGAAUUCACAGUUGAGUUUAAGAGGGCUCAAGGUUACCCUAUAGAUCUGUACUACCUGAUGGAUCUGAGCUAUUCCAUGAAAGAUGAUCUGGAGCAAAUUAAAACCUUGGGGCAGAAAAUCCUCAAGAAGCUGAAGGACAUCACACAGACCGUCCGGAUUGGUUUCGGGUCUUUUGUUGAUAAGGAGAUGUUGCCGUAUGUCAGUCAGGUGAAGGCAAGACGUCAGAACCCCUGCCCCAAUCGCAUAGAUACCUGCCAACCGGCUUUCAGUUUUAAGAAUGUCCUGCCUCUGACUGACGAUGCCAGCGAGUUUGAACGAGAAGUUAGCAAACAGAAGAUCUCUGGCAACCUGGAUGCUCCUGAGGCUGGUUUGGAUGCCAUCAUGCAGGCUGCGGUCUGUAAGGAUAAGAUCAAGUGGGGUAAUGUGACACGGAUUUUGGUUUAUACGUCUGAUGAUACUUUCCACAUGGCAGGAGAUGGACGACUAGGUGGGGUCUUUCAGCCACAUAAUGGACAGUGUCUUCUUAAUGUUAAUGGUUCCUAUAAUGGAAAAGCCUAUGAUUACCCAUCAGUGGGUCAUGUAUCUAGAGUUCUGCAGGACAACAACAUUCAGCUCAUAUUUGCUGUGACUGAGGAUAUCUAUCCAGCAUAUAAGGCACUGAGUGCAUUGAUUCCUCAGUCAGUGGUUGGUGUAUUAAAGAAUGACUCCAGUAAUGUUGUGGAUCUCAUCUCUGAAGCCUAUGGGAAUUUGUCGUCCACACUGGUGUUAGAGCAGGAAGGAGCACCAAAAGAAUUAGACGUGUCCUACUGGUCUACAUGUAAGGGGAAUAAGGCAGAUAUUGAAUGGAAGGAGAAAGGAGAGUGUCAAGGCAUCAAGCAUGAGAAGAUUGCAUUCAAAGUACGUUUGAAUGCGUCUGAAUGUCUGAAGGAGCCUCAGACAUUUCGGAUCAAAAUGCAAGGUAUCAAUGAGGAGGUGAAGAUCACAGUGCAUACAGAGUGCCACUGUGACUGUGGUGCUUCAGAGAAGGCCGCCACAUACUGUAGCGGUAAAGGAACUCUCUCGUGCGGCUUGUGCAGCUGUGAUGACAGGUUUUUGGGUCAGCAAUGUCAGUGUGCGCAACAGAGUGACAAAGACUCUAUCGCCAGUAUGCUGGCGUCCUGUCGGCUUGACAACAGCUCGCGGGUUUGCAGUGGACAUGGCACCUGUGUGUGUGGCAAGUGUGAGUGUCGAGGCAAGCUCAAGGGGAAAUUCUGUGAAUGUGAUGACAAUAAUUGUGAACGCCAUAAUAGCAUUCUCUGUAAUGGUAAAGGUGAAUGUCAGUGUGGAAAAUGUAACUGUACUGAAAACUACACGGGGUCUGCAUGCGAGUGUUCGCCUAGCCAAGACAACUGUACGAAUGACAAAGGGCUUUGCAGCGGUCAAGGCAAAUGCACUUGCAACCAUUGUCAGUGUAACGAAGGCUUCACGGGAAACCACUGCUCUGAAUUCAUUAAUGCUUGCACGAAGAUGAAGGACUGUGUGGCAUGUCAUGUACAAACUCCUGAUAUAGAAGGCUGUGCUGUAAGAUGUUUUAAUGCUAAAGUAAUUCGUCUUGAGGGCUAUCAUGAGCUGCAUUGCACAUAUGCAGACACCACUUCAUACGAUGUAAAGCUUGGUUUUAACGGCACAAUUGAACUUCAAUAUGCAGACUUGCCACGUUCUGUUGAUAAGACCACGCUUAUUAUUGGCAUCUCUGUGUCAAGCAUAAUUUUUAUUGGCAUUAUAAUAAUCAUUAUUUACCGUUGCCUGCUGGAGCUGUACGACAUUAGAGAAUACCAGAACUUUGUCAGAGCACAGAAAAUGACUGAGUGGAAAGAGGUCCAGAAUCCUCUUUUCAAAGGUGCCACGACAACGGUGUAUAACCCUUUGCAUGACAUUGAGGACAAAGAAAAGGAACAUUCUGAGUUGGAUUAAUUUAAAGAAAGAGACGAUCUCUAGGAAUUUGCUAUUGUAAUAUCUACUUUUUGCAUUUUUUAUUGUACCAUCUUCAUAAAAAUACAUGAUUACAUGAUUGUUGUAAAUAUCGGAAUGUAUUUUAUGCAUAUUAAUAUAUAUGAUGAACACAAAGGCUUUUUCUCUUAUAAAUAAAUAGAGCUAUUCAGGUUGAUAAGCGGAACAACUCUACCAAAGAGAAUUGCCAUGUUCAGACCACAAGUUUCUCAGGAAUGUACUUUUAUGAGUAAAAUAAAGUGUUUAACAUUAGCUCAUUUGCUAAAUAAAACCACAUUGCUGUGUUUUUAGUCCUUAUAUAGCAGAUUUACAGCUUACAUGAUUUUAUUUUUUAUUUUUUUAAACAGUGACUUCAUGUUAUGUUUGAGGUAUGACAUCUUUAUUCCAGAACAUUUAAUAUUGCAAUCAUUUAGCUUUUGCUUCAAUAAUAAA